UAUUCCAAAAUUUGAAUCCAACUACAUUGUAUUUAGUCCAAAUUUUCAUAAAAAUUCACAAUUUGAUCCCAAUAUUUUAAUCUGAAGGCUACAAAUUUGGGUUCAAAUUUUGAGCUCUGUUACGAUUCUUGACAAUGAUAUUUUCUUCACGGUUUCGACAACAUCAACAAAUGAUAUUUUCGUUACAAUGAAACAAGAUGGUGACUUGUCCCAUUUCUUUAAUUGUUUAGUUUUAAUUUUAUGUGCAUGGUGGCCCAUGAAUCAAUUAACUGUGUGAAUCUUCCGAACAAGUUACGGCUAUUUGAUGCUAGUUUAUUUACCACAUCAACUUUGGAUUUUCCUCAAUGAGCGUGUCUGUCUCUGUGUCUGUCCUCACUCUCACUUUCAUAUCUAUCGACCGGUGGUAUGCCAUCUGUUAUCCUCUCAAGUUCAAGAGCACAUCUGGAAGAGCCAAGGUGGCCAUAUUAAUCAUUUGGAUUACCUCUAUGCUCUUGGUAUUACCAGACGUCAUUGUUUUGGAUACGAAGUUACACCCGGGUUUAAAAGUAGAAACGCACUACUUGACUGAUUGUGCUUACACGUGGAGCGACGAUAACACCCAAAUUUAUCAAUUAGUUAUUGUUCUGAUAUUGUAUGUGGCACCCUUCGCUCUCAUGUCAGUCACUUAUUAUCAGAUUGCUCGUGUUCUUUGGAAUAAAAAUAUCCCCGGAAAUCGAAAUGUUAAGCGUACUGUUACAGUAACGCAAAAUACAAAGAAAGGAACCACUAGAUGCACAACAAAUCAAGAUUCAAUAGAAAGUCAGAUUCGUUCGCGAAGAAAAGCUGCAAAGAUGCUAAUCGCUGUCAUAGUCAUGUUUGGAUUAUGUUACCUCCCAGUUCAUCUCAUAAACACUUUAAGGUAUACAAUAGGGUUGCCACAGACACACACCACAGCAGCAGCAUCUCUUAUAUCGCAUUGGCUGUGUUACGCCAACAGUGCUGUGAAUCCCGUUAUUUAUAACUUUAUGAGUGGAAAAUUUCGAAGAGAAUUCAGGAAAUCAUUUUGUAUGUUAUUCACAAUUCAAGAAUCUGAAAUCAAUAGUCAAACACCGACUUUCAGAUCUCUGAAGAAGUAAUUUGAAAAUAUAAUUCCGAAUUUUUGGUGAUUUUUCUUUUCUUUUUGUAAACACGUGUGUAAAGAUGUUAAUUAUUUCAUUCAUGU
Molecule: messenger RNA, 1201 nt
Organism: Centruroides sculpturatus (bark scorpion)
Lineage: Eukaryota; Metazoa; Arthropoda; Arachnida; Scorpiones; Buthidae
Product: orexin receptor type 2-like
Exons: 6
Coding region: 345-1115 (256 amino acids)
Biological process (GO): G protein-coupled receptor signaling pathway
Cellular component (GO): membrane
Molecular function (GO): G protein-coupled receptor activity
Source: RefSeq, a predicted model, not a curated record